Symbiodinium pilosum is the source of this 1197-nucleotide messenger RNA. NCBI's taxonomy places the organism in Eukaryota, Dinophyceae, Suessiales, Symbiodiniaceae. The record is from the annotation of a GenBank genome assembly.
AUGCAGAAUUAUUUGCGCUGGACUGGCGACUUGGAAGGCGUGAUCGAGCAGAAUGGUCAGUUUUCUGCUAACUGCUCUAGGGAGCUACCUGCUUUCUGGCUGGCACCUCCAUGUCGACGCAAUCAUUCAUUGUGCAUCCCAGCGGUCAUGUCUGGGCAGGGCUCUACAGCAUAUAUCAUGCAAUGGGCCACCACCUACGGCAUUCCCAUGGCAAUUACCCAUACCUCCGAUACCUCCGAUACAUUGCAGUUGGUUCGAAAUUUCCGGAUCCUCUUCUACUGGUACGAGCCCGACUUCUAUGCCUUGGAUAUAGAUCCUAUCCGGAUGAUCCUGCCGGAGCACAGUCCCUCUGCGUGGGCUUCCGGUGAUUUCCGAACAGGAGCUACGUCCAUCUACGUUGGGAAGCUUGUCAGCUCAAGUCUUCGCACAUCUGCGCCUAGGGUGAGGAAAAUGCUGGAACACAUGAAAGUGGAAGCCCCCCAGCUGUUGCAGCUGACAAAGGGUGCUGAGGGGACUUUUGAUGUGGAUGACGACAAGCUGCGUGAAUCAGCCUGUGACUGGCUUAAGGCGAACGUCAAUAUUUGGGAGCAAUGGAUACCGGUCGCCACGGAGUGUGCAAGUACCUUUGGCUUGGCUGAUGCUGCUGGUCUUCCUGUUGCGUUUCGAGCCCAAGCCACGCAAUGCCAGGUUUGUCCAGCAGGCCGAUUUUCCAUGGCAGUGUCGGAUGAGGUAGGGCCGACAUACGUUUGUCACGAGUGUCCUGCGGGCUCCCAUCAGAGCAGACACGGCCGAAGUAUCUGUUCAGAAUGCAGCCCGGGCAGUUUCGCCCAUUCUCCGGGGCAGUCUAUUUGCUCUCCCUGCGAGAGGGGCAGCUACGUGAACAAGAGCGGGGCGACCAGGUGCUUUUCUUGCGGCCCAGACAACUCUUGGACCACCAGCCAGCCAGUGAUAGAUUCCUUUGGGGAGGAGAGAUGGGUUGAGAUAGAAGGAGCCUCCUCCAAAGCUCUCUGUAGGUGUCUCGAAGGACGAUUCCUGUCUUCAAGCGGCCAAUGCCUUGUCUGCAUGGAGGGAUCCUACUGUCCUGGCUCCGGACUCUUGGAACUUCUCCCUGGGCAUCAUUCCACUGCACGUGCCUUGCAUGCAUUUCUUUGCAAAGUGCCGUCCUCGUUCUCCUUCUCCUUCUUGUGGCCGUGGUGA